AUGAAUAAAAAAACAAUGCAACAGAAAAGGCAAUCCAUGGUGAAGAAUAAGAGCGAGAUAUACCCACAGAAGAGCCUGAACCUGGGUCAGAAGUCAAAAAGCAGAGGGAAAAGUAUGAAUGGAAAAAUCAAAGUGGUGGUAAGGAAGAGACCCAUCAGUGAGUUAGAAAAAAAAAGGAAAGACCUUGACAUUAUAACAGUGAAGGAUAGCUCCACCAUAUAUAUAGACGAGCCAAGAUACAAAGUGGACCUGACUAAAUACGUGGAGAGACACGAAUUUAUAGUGGAUAAAGUAUUCGACGAAACUGUCGACAAUUUUACCGUCUAUAUAAAUACAAUAAAACCAUUAAUUGUAGAUAUAUUCGAAAGUAAUUGUGUCUGUUCAUGUUUUGCCUAUGGACAAACGGGUAGUGGGAAAACGUACACGAUGUUAGGGUCUCAACCCUAUGGACAAAGCGAAACGCCAGGGAUUUUCCAAUACGCAGCAGAAGAUAUAUUCAGUUUUUUAAAUUUGUACGAUCAUGAUAAUAGCAGAGGAAUUUUCAUUUCCUUUUACGAAAUUUAUUGUGGAAAAUUAUACGAUUUGUUACAGAAAAGAAAAAUGGUUGCCGCUUUGGAAAAUGGGAAGAAGGAAGUGAUUGUGAAGGAUUUAAAAAUUUUAAGAGUCUAUUCUAAGGAAGAGUUAAUUUCGAAAAUGAUUGAUGGAGUAAUGUUACGGAAGAUAGGAGUGAAUUCUCAAAAUGAUGAAUCGUCUAGAUCACAUGCUAUCCUGAAUAUUGACGUAAAAGACAUACAUAAGAAUAUUUCUCUGGGGAAAAUUGCCUUUAUAGAUUUGGCAGGAAGUGAAAGGGGUGCAGAUACCGUUGCCCAGAAUAAACAGACACAAACAGACGGAGCUAAUAUUAAUAGAUCCUUGUUAGCUCUGAAGGAAUGCAUCCGGGCUAUGGACUCAGAUAAACACCAUAUUCCAUUCAGAGAUUCAGAACUGACUAAAGUUUUGAGGGAUAUAUUUGUUGGUAAAUCUAAAAGUAUCAUGAUUGCAAAUAUUUCUCCCACUAUCAGUUGCUGUGAGCAGACACUAAAUACGUUGAGGUACUCUUCUCGUGUCAAAAAUUUUAAGCAUAAAAUGAAUGCUACUGAAGAGGAAGACCCCAAUAGUGAGAAAAUUAGCAUCCUGGAGUCUAGGAGCGGCGAGAUGAACACCUCCGGGGCGGAGGGAGCGGCUAUGAAAUCAAAUUCUCUCAUUCAGAGCGGAAGGCCGAAUAUAAAGUCGAACGAGUUGAAGGACCGGCGAGCUGGCAGCGGCAUCGUAGGUGGCUUGAUUAACUCUUCCCGCAAUGGAAAACAUCUUGUGAAAAAUCAGGAUGCCUUAUCCAUCAAUCAGACCAAGUACAGCUCCGUCAACGAUAUGGAUAAGUUAGCGCAAAAAAAGAAGAAGAAAAAAAGCCUCUUAAAUUUUAAGAGCAAUAAUACAAAUUAUGAUAACAUAUCGGGGAAAGAAAAUUUCGUCCAGCAAAAUUACGCGUUCUCGGACACAUCCGAUUUCUCCUCCCUGGACGAAAUGAAUUGCAAUCUUAACAAGAAUGACAAGAAUAUGUUUUUAGCCUGCAGGAAGAAUGCGAAACAGGGCGUAGUAAAGAACAGGAGCAGUUGUGAUGGCGUGUCGAGCAAAACGAAGAAGGCCGAUGUGCAGGUGCAUCGACACAGCGUUGGAAGCAAGUUAACAAACUUCUUCAGUGAACGGGAGCGCCUGAAGGAGAGGUCCUUUUUCCGGGGCAACGGCACCACCUCGAGCGGGAAUGCGUCAAGCACGAAGCAUCAUAUUGGUGGCGGUAACGGGGUCGUUGGUAUUAGUGCACUGCAAAACAAUACGGACCAGAUUCACAUGCGGCACGGCAACGAAAGGGAAAAGAACAGAGAUAGCGACAACAUAUUUUACGAUGCCAUCUCAAACACAUCUGAGAGUGCAAAUCGGUUGCUUCAACAAAGCGUGCAAAACACACUUAAGGUGACGGAGAAGAAUCAAAGCGGCCAACAUGGAAACAGCCCCGCUACAGGUAUGACCCAAAGGAUGAGUUACGAUUACAACCAAACAGACAGGAGUAACUCUUUCGUCGGAAUGAAGGAAAGACCAACGAAAGGCACCAGCCUUUUUAUCAAUUGUGACACAGAAAGUACGAUCUGCGUGGGGAAGGAAAACCUAGAUCCCAUAAAAAACUUUUCCAAUAUACAUCUACACACAAAAGGAACUUCAUUUGAAAAAUCGUCAAAGGAUGUGAACUAUCAUGCAGCAGAAACUCCAUUUGAUAAUACCAAUGGAGAAUACUGCAACGUGGCAAUGAUGGGUGUUCACGAAGAUGUGGGUCUACUGAAGAGUGGAAAUUUAGUGGGAGAGACCUCCAACGAAUUCCUUCCUCCCAGUCAAAAUUACGGAGAAAAAUACGAUAAUAAUAUUUACUGCCAAAAUAGUUUUAACCAUAAUAGCGGGAAGAGCCCAGCCGAAGUGAUCGACAUUAACAGCGUAACCUCUGAGGAGUGCCAUAAAAUUGGAGUAGCCGAAACGGGAAAUGGUAAUAGCCAAAACGUCGAAGAGAAUGAAUUCUCCCCUGAAGAGCACGCAAAGCAGUUUCAGAAAAAUCUGAACAACAUGGUAGACAAUUGUCUGAACACUCUAAAUAUAGGCAACCUGUGUGAAGACACACAAAAUAUACUAAAUAAUAUUUUGUUGUCAAAAUACACAGCGGAUAAAGAAAUGUUAAUAAAAAAGUACAUCGAUGAAGAUGUAAAGAACAUGAGUUUGGAAAAACUAGAUAAGUAUGCGCAGUUAAUCUAUGAAAAGAGAAAAACCAUUCUCACUAAACUUCUUUUCUUGUUCAAAAGAAAUGUUGAUGUACAGACAAACAACGAAACGAGUGACUUAAAGAAAGAUCUGGUUAUGUGUCAUAUAUGUAGUAACAAUCCAGAUGAUCAAUUUCAUUUUUAUGCCUACAGUAGAUUAGAAAAGGAUAUGAUAAAUUUAAUAACGCUACGACAGUUGUGGUGCGAGAGUGAGAACUUGAGGCAACUACAUCAGUACCUCAUGGUUGAAUAUCAGAACAAAUCUGCCAAUUUAAUCACCUUCAAUGUUUUCCCAAAUAAAAAUAGCACCAGCUCAUUGAAUAAGAAGUACGUGGAGGAUGCCAAGGGGCAGUCGGAAGCUGCGAGGUCAGCUGUGGGUCCUCUGCAAUAG
This is a messenger RNA of Plasmodium knowlesi strain H, 3228 nucleotides long. RefSeq names its product kinesin-13, putative. The transcript is spliced from 2 exons. NCBI's taxonomy places the organism in Eukaryota, Apicomplexa, Aconoidasida, Haemosporida, Plasmodiidae. Gene Ontology annotation, biological process: microtubule-based movement. The record is from RefSeq and is a predicted model, not a curated record. Bases 1 to 3228 code for a protein of 1075 amino acids. Gene Ontology annotation, molecular function: microtubule motor activity; microtubule binding; ATP binding.